Messenger RNA from Bactrocera tryoni, 11804 nucleotides. Its product is annotated as mucin-17. Gene Ontology annotation, molecular function: DNA-binding transcription factor activity, RNA polymerase II-specific; zinc ion binding; RNA polymerase II cis-regulatory region sequence-specific DNA binding. Gene Ontology annotation, cellular component: nucleus. Gene Ontology annotation, biological process: regulation of transcription by RNA polymerase II. The transcript is spliced from 5 exons. The record is from RefSeq and is a predicted model, not a curated record. The coding region runs from base 287 to 11299 and encodes 3670 amino acids. Lineage: Eukaryota; Metazoa; Arthropoda; Insecta; Diptera; Tephritidae.
AAUCGAAAAAAUAUCUCGAAAUUAACAUAAAAAAAUACGCGGGACUGUAAAUAAGCAGAAGUGAGUGAGUGCAUAAUCAGGAAAAUACAAACACACAUACAAACACAUGAAAGACAAUAACAAAGUGCAAAAAGUGUCCAUUAAAAAAAUAAAUACUGCUUGUUAGUGUUGUGCGUGUGCAUGUGUAUUUGUGCGGUGUUUUCAACAAUUCAACAAGUACUGCAGAAAUUACAAUAAAGUGAAAUACUAAGUGCAGUUAGCAAGUAGAAGAUCGGCUGAAACAGAAAUGAACAGCGUUGACGGCGCACCCAAUGCCACGACUUUAGCUGAGGGUGCCCCAACGAGCGCGACGGCAACGCCAAGCGUAACCACAAAAACAAAAAAUACAAGCACAAAAACUACAACGCCAACAACAACAACAGCAACAACAACUGCUGCUGCUACAACUACUGUGCGCGUUAAAACAACAGAUUCGUCGACAACAACGGCAACGUCAAACGUAAUAAAGCCAACGGCCGCUGAUGCCACCGAUGAAUUCCACGAAAGCGACAAAAAUGUACGCCGCAUUGUUGUCGAUGAGCAGCAGCAACCAGAACAAAAACAAAUACAGCGUAAUGAAGCGCCAAUAAAGCAAAUAAUAAUAACAAAAAGCAUAAGAGCAACAACAACAGCAACAACGACGAACGGCGUAGCAGUAACUGCAACAACUACAAUGGGCAAUACUAAUAAAACCAACAUUGACACAACAGACAAGACUACAGACGCAGAAACAACAACAACAACAAAAAUAACAGCGUCAGCAACAACAAUUGAGACAACAAAAAGCAUUCAAGAUGCGGAGAAUAACGACGUUCCAAUGACAGAUAUGGCAACCGCAGAGGGCAAUCGCGACGGCGAUGGUGUGGAUGACGGCGGUGGCGGCGGUGGCGACGACGACGGCGACGACGGUGGGAAUGCCACUGCCACCAACAGCACUACUAGAACAACGACCACACUGUCCACCGCAACCGCCGUCAUUGAUAACAUAACGACGCUGGCUAAGCCACAGCCAUUAUUGACGGCGGAAGGCGAUAAUUGCGAACUCAAUGAGUUGGAAUUGUGUCGCUGUUGUGGCAAGCCCAAUGUCACGCUCUAUGAUCUCUUCCCCAACAUGCCAGCCGACAAUGCAAAUACAUUACUGGAGGGCGAUACAAAUGUAGACGCCAUUGCAGCAAAUAUUGAGACAACAGUUGAUGUGAAUCAAGCGACAGCGUGCGAUAUUGCCGCGAAUGUUGCCAAAAAUGGAGCACAAAUGAAUAAUAAUAAGCCGGUCGUUGACACAACCAGUGUUGCAACGAAGACCGAUGACAAUGCAGAGACAAAUACACCGAAGCGUUGUUAUCGCACUAUUGCCGCAUCUAUUGCUGCGGCAGCCGCCGGCAGCAGCACAACGACUGGUUCGUGCAGUGCCGGCGCUCCCACCUGCCAAAAAACCAAUGACCCAGUUGUUGGCACCGCCAUCAACAGUGAUGUUGUUGCUGCUGAUCGCGGCGCUGAGGUCGCGCCAUCGAUGCCAACAACAAGUGCUGCGCGUGUGAAACAAUCUGCAACAGUUGCCGCGCCGGCAAACGUGAAAAAUGCGGACGAUGCGACCAACAAUGCAGAGGCACAGAACGCCAAUGCCCAGGGACAAAGCAGCGACAACAUGGAGAAUAUUUUGCAAGAGAUGCAAAUUUGGCGACUACGGAUAAAAUCCAAUGAUGGACUGCCACAGCGUAUCUGCUCGAAAUGUAGCGCGCAAUUCUACAUUAUCCACAAGUUUCGUCGUAAAUGCCUCAAGGUACAAAUCAGAUUGCGUUCGCUUUUCGACAAAACCCAGUGUUGGGAAUAUGAAGAGCUGUUGGCGCGAGUGGCGGCCGAGCAAACGGAGGAACAGCCGACCGCGCUGCCUCCGCAGACGAAAUCGAAGCCAAAUAAUUGCCAAAGCCGGCGCAACCAGGAGACGCAAACCACAGACGAGCUGGAGACCGCGUUGAGCGUGAAUCUGCCACCGGUGUUGGACAUUGGCAACGAUUUAAUUAACGAUAACUACAGCAAAUCUCCGCGUACGGGGCUGGAACUCAACGUUAAUGCGGCCAAUGCUGCCAAACCCGGCCAUACCGGCAAUGCGGCUAAUAAUACGACGACGAGUCUGAGCGGUAAUGGCAACAGCAGUGAGACGUUCAAGUUGUCUGCUGCAGAGAAGACAGCAAUCGCCGCAACAACUACAGCAACAACCACAAUAGCUACGGUACGAACGUCCUCCCCUUGCGCGAUACAAAAGCCAUUACUGGGCGUUGAACCAACAAAGCCCAAAACGAAAGUGCCAAACAAUGAUUUGACGACGUUGGAUGUUGAAGCGGCUCUGGGACGUGAUGUAAAUAGGCGGCGUGGCGGUCGAAGCGUCGAUCAAGAGUCACUGCUGGCAACGCAUAUUAUUUUUAAGCCCACAACGGCGGCGGAACGUACAAAAGCCAACAAGAGAACAGCCUCACCAACAAAUCCAACGGCUGUGUUGAUGCGAACGCGAUCGGCGCGCAAAAGGCCGAUUAGUUGCCAGCAAGCAAGCAAUGAGGAUGAAUUAUCCUUGGCCGCACGGUUGAAAGAUGAGGCGCGAGCAGAUGAUUGUCUUGCCGCUGUUAAUGACGUUGAUGAUGAUGAUGACGAUGAGGUGAAAAAUGAGGCAUUGGCGCGGACAGACGACGAAAUGCCGACCGACGCCGACCAGUCUGUGGAGGCCAUAGCCAAAACGGCGUCGCUAUGCGCGUCUCCAACUCCAUCUCCGACGUACUCGAGCGGCGAGCCAAAGCAUGCCGAAAAUUGUGUGCAACGCGAGAAACGUGCAAGGGAGCGGGAACGGAUACGAGACGAUGUUGGCGAAUGUGUACGCGAAGGAGAACGAGAAACAGAAGCGGAAAUCGCGUCAGCAGCAGUAUUUAUGGAUACGCGACACGCCCACUCGUACACAUCGACGACUAAAGGGGUGAUAGAGACGGAGGCGGUGGCGGCGAUCUCAUGUGAUGCGGACACGUUAAUAGCGCGUUGUGGCGGUGAUUGCGGCGGCAAUGUUGUUAAAGCUAUCACAGAUGAGCCUCUGACUGAAAUUUCGAGUUCAACGCGGCACAACAAGGUAGACGACGACCACGUCGUCGAUUUGUUACAACCAGCUGUUGUUGUUAACACUGCUGAGGCAACACCAAUGGACGUCGACACAUCGUCGGUGCAACAGAAACCGAUUAGCGGUCAAGCGGUCACAAAAACACCAACAAUUGCUAAUAAUGCCGAAACGAGCGCGACUACAGCGGCGGCGGCAGCGGUGGCGGUGGCGGUGACGGCGGCGGUAGAGUUAACUAAAGCACCGACGAAUGAUGUACAAAGCAGUAAACAAACAGUGGAAGCGUCCGAGAUUAGUAAUUUGCCAAUUUUGCCGGCAACAACGACGAAUACGACGACGUGCAACAACGAGGCUGUGAAAGAUGGUGCGGCUGCUUUGCAGAUAAUUGCCAGUGAAACUGAUGCAAGCAAGGCGGCGACGUCGGCGGUAGUUGGGGCUAAUAAUAAGGGAGUUGCUGGCAACACUUUAAAUUCAAGCUUGAAUCGCACUUCGAGUCUGAGUAAUGUACAGGACGACGGCUGCGGUGUUGGCGGUAAGCAUCAUUUGCAAACUGAUGAACGUUUGGCUGCUGAAAAUGUGUCUGUUACCGUAGACGGUGAUGGUAAUGGUGAUGAUGAAGGCGUUGAAACGCUAAUGGCAACAGUUGAACAGCCAAGACCAACAACAGCUGAGCACAAAGACAACAUUGAAACUAUUACCACUGUGUUCUCAGCAGAAACCGAACUACUAGAAACCGCAACCGCAAUAGAUCCCAACUCCGAGAGCGCGGUAUCCGCUUUCAUAACGAAAGCUGCGCUUAAAGCUUACAGCACCUCGCCGAAAUGUCGUUCGCUCGCACGUCGCCAUAUGCAGCACAAGCUGCGACGUACGCUGAAGGGACCCAUCGUCCACUUGCUCGCCAACUCGCCUGCCUCUACAUCGGCCGCCGCGGCGGCUUUCACCGCUAUACAUUACAAGAAGAAGCAAGUACGACGUAGCCUUACAAAACUAACGUCUGAGCGCGCGACCGCUCUGCUCGAUGAUGAGGCAACCACAGUGGCGACGGCCAGCAACGAUAUUGACACUAGUAGUAUAGCGGAAGGCGCUGACUCUAUGACGCUACCAACACAACCAACAUUCUCCUAUUAUGCGACAGCGCGUCGUGGUCGUCGACGACUUAAAUGGCGUGCACGCUCUCGCCACCCUUGUUUCGAUAAACACUCACGCACAGAGAGUGCGUCAACCGAUUGUGUUGUUGACGUAGAUAAGGCUGAGUCGGUGACACGGCUACCCUCAUGUUUUGUACGCUUACGGCGCUUAGAAGCCACUGAGUUGUAUGAAGAGGUGACAAAGUCUAUGACGGCAUCAGCCGCAACAUUUGCAAUGCAACACACGAACGAAACAGAUGUUCACACAGAUCCGCUAAUAGACAAAGAAUACAUAGCAUUAAAAGUCACGGACGCAACUGAAGACGUGUCCAAUGCACGCUUAGUGCUCAAACGUAAACUAGCAGCCGAUGAAAGCGAAGGCUCACAAUCUACGCGCUCACCUUGGCGCACCAAAGCCGAAAUGAAGGAAAGCCUACAGAAAGAAACUUCUAUGGAUAUUGUGGAAGAUCAACUACUACCGCCCACACCAAGCGAACCAACACCGUUUGUGAUGCCCACCGAAACCCAAAAGACUGAUUUAUACCUAACUGAGACGGCUUACAGCACAGAUGGAGAUAGUAACACGACAACCGCAGGCGGAAUUUGCAUAGAGCGACGCAGCAAACGUAUUAAGAAGCGACGAAAAUUAUUAGAGGAAACGAAACGACGUGACAAUGCCACCGACGGCAAAGUGAUGCCCAUUAUUUUGAAGUUAGUCCAAGAGAAACUUCCGGAAGCGUGUGACUCGUGCGCCACCAAACAAACUUCUGAUAAAACAAGCCUUACGCCGAAUUCUCAAUGCGCUUUGCCACGCCCACUGACAGCAGCGCGUUAUCAUGUCGUUGGCAGCUUGUCCAAGCCACAGAAUGUAGAGGUACCGAGCAGUGAAUCUCAAAAGCGACGUCGCUUCCGUCCAAAACGCUCGUGCUGUCGCGAAAACUGCAACUUGACUGAUGACGCAGCCACAACGGAGGACGAGCACGCGCCAAAUGUGAUACACAAACCAGACAACACCACCCUACCGCCACAACUUAUCAGCCAAAAUAAGGGCAAAAUGGUAAUAGAUAAUGUAAAUAUAUUGAACGUCAAUACUUGUGGUGAGUCCACCAAAGAAAAUUGUGAUAAGAAUAAGAAGAGCGUCGCAAUGACCUCUACAUCUGGCACGUCGGUCGGCUCAAGCUCGGGCAUGACUUUGCCCAGCCAAAUAGUGUCUUUCCCACCCGUUUUACCAGCGCUCACAUUAACUCAAAGUGAACCAGUGAAUACCGCUGAAGCCUCAACUACUGAUAAGCCGUCAAUUUCUGCCGUUAAGUUGACGCCAACUAAAGCUGCGCCUGCCACCUCAAUGUCUCUAAAGACCUUUUCUACACUUAUGUCCAACACAACAAAGUCUUCGUUAUUUACCUCUCCAGUGAAAUCGGAUAUUAUAGAGUCACCCACAAAAUCUUCAUCGUCACCUGUGAUGGCAAAGACGACAACGCUCACAACGCCAACAUCAGCUUCAAGCGCUAACACCCAGCCAGUGUCCGUUCUCUUACGUAAUCAGCUAAUAGUGCGCGUACCGCUCUCUAUACUUUCUGCCGAUUUCCAAAAGAAAUUCCUGAAAACAUCAAACGUGCAGAAAACACCAAUCAAAGCGACCUUAUCCGACACCGCAACGGCAACUGAGACGUCUAAAGUGUCAGCUUUGACAGAAAAACUGACGACGAGUUCCCAAGAGACAGAGAAGGCAGAAACAGCUGAGCUCGGCCAUAAAAAAGUUGAUGCCAGAGAGCCUGCACAAGCCAAGGAAAAUAAUAACAUGCACAGUAAUAGAGAUGGUGUGUCUGAAGGUUCCAUAACAUCGACUGAACUACCGCAUGCCAGCCACAUGCAGUCAGCUAACGAAGGCCAAAUUUCGAAAGUUAACGCACAAGCAGCGCAGUUCCAAGCCGAUGCCACUAAGGCACAACUUAUGCCUUACAGCGGCUAUGCUUGCGGCAGCAGCCAGUACGAGAGCGAGCAAAGUGAUUUUAUGGGUUUCAGCGACGGUACUGGGUCAAGUCCGAAUCGGCGCGUAGAAUGUCUAUCGAACAACAAUGCUUUAUAUUCGAGCUGCGCCGUACCAACAAUUUCAACACAGACCCCAGCGUCCACGGAAACUUUGACUGAUGCAAAAUUGCAUGAAUUCAUAAGUGAAUUCGCGCCUGAGUUCGCUGAUGAGUCCGAAGCGCCGCAAGCCAACGAAUUGCAAGCCACCUUGCCAGCCGGCGAAGUGACCGCUGCAUUACUCGCUGAAGCUGAGGCCGAGACAGUUGCAACACAGCAACAUACACAGCUGCUAAGCGAAACGAACUUGAGUGAGAUGCAGGAUGUGGAGAACACACUAAGUGGUAUACUUAACGAAAUGCAGGAUCAACACAUUUACACGCCAGUCUCGUCCAGUGCCGAUGACUUUUUCGCACAAUCCGUGUACUCGCCACUCUCCGAGCCACCAACCACGCCUACACACAGCAUGUACGCCGAAAGUCCGCUCGGAGGCGUCGGCAGUGUGGGCAGCAGCAGCAUGGCCGGCGGUGGUGGCAGCUUGUCGGUGGCCUCCAGCCCUUACGUCCAACACAUGCAUAUGGAACCGGCAAGCGUAAGCAGUGGACAAAUGUCAGAGCCAUCACCACUAUCGGCGCCGAUGUCCGUCGGUCCACCGACACAUCAGCAGCAGUCGACGAAGCAAGCGCAGGGUGCCGCUGCUGGUUAUGGCAAGCAAUAUGGCAAUAAAUACGGUGAAUGCUUCACGGAAGACAGUACACAGUCGGAGUUGAUCGGCUUCCAAAAUGAUAUACCCUGCUUUGAGAACAUUGAGUUGGUGGGAGCAGCUGCCAACAAUGCGUCAGCUAGUCCGGCAAGCAGCCAAAAUGAGCAAAGCCCGCGUGACUUAGAGAUGCACGCAUUAGCGGCGGUGUCUCUUGAGGAGGCGACUAAUUGCAAGGUGGGCGUUGCAAAGGCGGAUACUCUACAGUAUAUGGGCACUGACAUGAACGCCUGCGUCAACGAGACUAACAACGGUGUGCAGGUGCAUGCGCCUGCAACGGACUUACCCGCGGAGUGUGGUGCAGACGAUGGCUCUACGAAGGAGUAUUCAGUAGAUAGCGCGGCGUUCGCGCAGCUGCUGAAUGACAUCCAGGAGACAGAGCGAGUGGUGGAGCAACGUGCGCGCGCGCAGGCGCAAGAGGAUAAAGCGCAGGAUGCAGCGGUGCAGAAGAAACAGCAACACCGACGGCAGCAGCAACAUGUAGUACCGCAACCGCAACAACAACAACAACACCAGCAUGCGUUGCAGCAGCAAAUGCUGCCAGCAGAUGGUGCGCCGUCGCAGCAACUAAUUCAACAACGACAAAUGGCGCAACAACAACAGCUGCCGCAGGCUGAGCUACUCCUGCAACAGCAACGUGAGGAAGAGUUACUCAAACAACAGCAGCUGCUGCAGCAACAGCAGCAACAACAAGAGCAUCUGAUGCAGCAGAAAUUGUUGGAGCAACAACAACAGGAACAGCUAAUGCAGCAACAAUUGUUGGAGCAACAACGGCGACACCAACAGCAGCAGCAGCAACAACAGCUGUUGGAACAACAACGUGAACGGCAGCGACAACAGCAACAACAACAGCAGGCGUUGGAGCAGCAACGCAAACAACAACAACAGCAACAGCAGCAACGUACACAAAUCAUUCACCAAACUGUGCUUGCCACGCCCAAGCAACAACACGCACAAGCUCACGCGCACACACAAGCCGGCCAACAACAGAAACAACACUACAUCACCUUGCCGCCCAGCUGCGCUUACGAGGCGGCGCAACUGCAACUGGCACAAGCGGCCAACGCCAUACAGCCAAUACAAAAUCUGGGCGUUGGUGUGAACCUGUACGCCCACGGCCUCGGCAGCGGACAAGAAAUCCAAUGGGCGUCCAGCGCCGAUCUCACGGGCCUCUCGCCGGCCAUCAUCGAGGCGCCAGCCGCCGGCGGUGGCACCACCACCUACUACAUUAGCGCCAGCGAUUUGUAUCAGCCCAAUUUGAUUGCCACCACCGGUAUGUCGCCGCAUUUGGCUGGUACAGCGCAGCAACAUGGCCAUCACCACCAACAACAGCAACAGCAUCGCCAUGCAAUCGAGUUGAACAAAUCAUCGGUGGUCGAUGCGAACGAGAAUUAUAUUGAAGGCGCUGCCUCCGCAGUACAGCAGCGACCAUCAUGCCAACAACAAGCACAACAGCAGCAACAAAUAAUGAUUGUGAUACCGCAAGAUUACGGCAAACCCGGCAGUAGCGGCGCCACCCCACAAUUGUACGCCACAACCGCCGGCACACCUGAGCCGGCGACCACAUAUCAAUUGUCGCAGGCGCCACAAGCUGUCAUCAUGCAACCACAAAUGACGGGACAACCGCUGCCACACAUGUCAACGGUACAGGUGAACGGCAUCAAUUUGAAUCCACAAUUUAUCGCUUCACCUACAGUGAAUUCGGCUCAACGCACUAUGCAUCAGACGCCGCCUCCGCGCCACAUGCAACACUAUCAGUUGCACAACGCCACACCACCGCCACACUCAGCCGCCGCGCAGGUUGCCAAUCGGCCGCCGCGCUGCGCUUCAACACCCUCUGCAUCGCACUACCAACAACGACAACAACAUCCGUCACAACAACAAAUACAACUGCAAGCAGUGCACGGCACGCCGCAAGUACGCAUGUUGCAGCACACGCGCGCACGUCAACCCGCCAUGCAGCAACUACAAUUGAUCCAACCGCAUCCGCAACCGCAAACAGCAAAACCAAUUGCCACAAUCGCAGCUAAACCAAGCAAUGCCGGCAACGCUGGCACAUCCUCGCAAAAAGUCAAUUUGGUUUGUCGCUUCUGUCACAAACGCCCCAAGUUUACCAGCAAUCUCGACUAUAGCAAUCACAUUAUUGCCAUGCAUCCGGUGGAGACGCCAUUCAAUUGUCCCCACUGCCCGAUGCAUUUCACGCGACGCGUAAAACGUCAACAACACAUUGUCGAAGAGCACGGCGCACAGCGCUUCCAAUGCGCCCAAUGCGGCCAAAGUUUCUGCACGCAACGCGCACUCGAUCAGCACUUGCAACGCGCCCAUGCAUUGGAGCCAACGCAGCCACUGCAAACGCAAGCAUCAAAACAAUCGCCCGCACAGGCACAGGCGGGCGGUGCACAGCAACAUGUGUCGCGGCAGCAAACACAAAAUUUGGCGACCGCACAGCCGACGGCAACGCAUCAAAUGCAACAAUCAUCACAGCGGCGCAAAUGUUUCCUGCAACAGCGUCCUACGUGGCUGGAGAGUCGCCAUCGCAACGCAGCAAUGGCCUCGGCAGCAGCAGCCGCCGCCGCGUCCACCAAUUCGCAAACGUCGAUGGUGCGUGUCGAGGAUGUGCAUCUGCAAGUGUGCGACGAUGCGGCUAAAGGCAAGAAACCCAUUGAUUUGCAACUGGACACCACGCAAUUGAGUGCCGAGUCUACAACUACAACUACAAUAACACACAAGCCGUCCGGCGGCAUGCACACGCCAUCGCCCAGCUCAAGCGGCGGCAAGCCACAACGCAUACUCUGCUGUCCCGACUGCGAUGACCCUUUCAAUGAAGACCAUGCGCAUGCGCAACCAUGCGCAGCACCGCAGCAGCAGCAACAGCAACAACACGAACUGCAAGCGCAAAUGCAAAACCAACAGCAGCAGCAACAACAACAACACGGUGACUUCCUCCAACAAUUAGAGGACGAAAGUGCAUUUGAGGAAGAACAACAACAGCAAAGUGACGAACAAUCACUGCAACACCGCGCCAAGCGCGCACACAUCACGCUGCCCUCACCCGAGCAAACGGAACCCGACAGCACUUCCACCAACACCGGAACACUGCGACAUUUUCGCAAGCGACGCGCCAGCGCCAAAUUGGCUGGCAUGCCGCUCCAGCAGCCAACUGGUAGUGUUGGCGGCGGUGCCGGUGCCGGCAAUGCCAAUGCGGCCGCUGCGCUAAUGGCGGACAAUGCGAACGCCAGCGAAGAUGAAUUGCUGCUAAUGGAACGCGUCUUGCGCACCAGUCAUAAUUGUCUCUUCUGCGAUGCACGCUUCACCAAUGACAUUGCGUUGCGCAAACAUCAUCAGCUGGCGCACAGCAAUCAAGCCUCCAUGCCGUUUGUUUGUUCGAUCUGUAAGCGCGGUUUUCGCAUGCGCUCCGCCCUCCAUCGUCACAUGGAGACACACGAUAGCGAGGGGCGACCAUACGAGUGUACGCUGUGUCAUGUGCGCUUCCCGCGCCCCUCCCAGCUGACGUUGCACAAAUUGACGGUGCAUUUUCUGCGCAAACCGCAUGCCUGCGAUGUGUGUGGCAAGCAAUUUGGCACGGAGAGCGCACUUAAGACGCAUAACAAAUUUCAUGCAGCGCACAUGGAGAGCCAUAUGCCUUUGGGCGUUUUUAUGUCCGACGGUGCCGUCCAGCUGCCAGCCGGCGUUGACACCGAACACCAACAGCCAGUGUCCGACUAUAACGACGAAGAGGAUGAGGAGGCGCAUGAAGAGGAGAUUGUGUUGGAGCAGCAGCAGCAGCAGUCGCAAAUGGAAAUCGAACAACCACAAGCGCAAGCGAUACGCGAACAGCAAGAGCUGGAGCAGCUGCUUGAAGAUGAUCAGGAGGAACAAGACAUACAGGAAGCACAUACAGCUGAAGCACAUGGUGAAGUUGAUGAUGAAAUGGCCGGCACGCCAAUGGCGGUGGAUAGUGUUGUUGAGCAGCAUGAGCAACAAGUGUUGGCUGAGCACGAGGCGACAGUGGGCAAUGAGUCAACACAACAACAACAGCAACAAAAUGCUGAUGACUGUAUGUUUGCGGCCAGCUGUAGUCCCAGCACCACCACCGGCGCCAGUCCGUAUGCCUUUGCGGCAGAUGCCAGCAGUCACUUAAACCAUUCCGAUAUAAGCACCACCAGCAACACUGGCGCACAAGCCAACAACAGCACCGCAAACAGCAGUUGCAUUGAAGGGGCUAACGGUUGCAGCAGUAGCGCUAAAUAGUCUCCGGCCAUUGCGUACAUUGUAGGCCAACAGCCACCGACGAUUGUGCUCUACUAUUGUGCGGACAAAUAACAGGCGAUGGUGGCGGCGGGAAAGGUGGAGAUUGAGGGUGAGGCGUUGAAACAUCAAGCAAUAUGCCACUGCUAGCAGGCGCAACUGUAUAGCAGCGCGGGAGUGCUGGAAUGAGCACUUAAAUACGUCCUAUCACUCGCUGUCAGCCCUACAACAAAAAGAACAGUUAUUGUAGUAUCAACUCUGACCUAAAUUGAGUUUUACACAAUGCCAUUAAAUGUUCACAUUUUCAGUUUGCUUAAUUUGGACUUGCGCUGGCGAGCUUUUUCCUACUUUUAUUGCUAAAAAAUCAUUUAAUUCAUGUGAAUUUGAGAUAUUUGAAAUUUUACUGAGGCAUGUAUGAAUAUAUGCGCUACUGAGUCAAAAAAAAUUACUUAAUUUCAAUUUUAUAAUUGCAACUGUUUUAAGUGGCUCAUUUGUAGCAUUACUUAAA